This is a messenger RNA of Epinephelus lanceolatus (giant grouper), 2104 nucleotides long. RefSeq names its product atonal bHLH transcription factor 1a (gene atoh1a). Gene Ontology annotation, biological process: axon development; sensory organ development; positive regulation of transcription by RNA polymerase II. Lineage: Eukaryota; Metazoa; Chordata; Actinopteri; Perciformes; Serranidae. Gene Ontology annotation, molecular function: protein dimerization activity; DNA-binding transcription factor activity, RNA polymerase II-specific; E-box binding. The record is from RefSeq and is a predicted model, not a curated record. Gene Ontology annotation, cellular component: nucleus.
GAGUCUCGCACGCGACAGUUAUAUUCACACAGAGCGACCCGCAUAUCAGUGCGUGCCCCCAAGAAGUUUUUUUUUUUUCGUAAUACUGUUAGUUGGUUCAACUUCAACUUACCUUUUGGGGUGUUUUUGGAAACAUGGAUGUCCGAAAUGUGGAAGACUGGAGCAGAGGCGCGCGGGAGGUGGCGGUCCUCGAGUCGCGGCUACAGAGCCCGAAAGUGAUGGAGAGGGGAGGGGAGCAGCAGCAGCUCGCGGAGUCCCGCAUCGAACCUGGACUGACGCUCGUGGACAGCAGCAGUGACCCACGCGCCUGGCUGGCUCCGGUGCAGCCUUCUGGCACCUGCGCGGCACACGCCACUUCACCCGAGUACCUGCGGCACUCGCCCUGCCCGAGCACCGGCUCCUACCACGAGAGUAGUUCCCCGGAGUCCUCGGGCCACCCCAGCCCUCCCAGCUACAGAAAACCUGCCAAGAGCCCCUCCUCUUCCUCGCUCAAAGUCAGGGACUUGUGCCGUCUUCAAGGCACGAUCCCCGGGCCCGAGGAGGACGCAUGCACGAGACAGAGAGCCCAGUCCAGCAGACCUGUCAACGGGGUCCAGAAGCAGAGGCGCGUGGCCGCCAACGCGCGCGAGAGGAGGCGGAUGCACGGGCUCAACCACGCGUUCGACGAGCUGCGCAGCGUCAUCCCGGCGUUUGACAACGACAAGAAGCUCUCCAAAUAUGAAACUUUGCAGAUGGCGCAGAUUUACAUCAACGCGCUGGCCGAUCUGCUCCAAGGUCCGGUGUCCUCCUCCUCCUCCAACAGCAGCAGCAGCAAUAACGACGCGUCAAACAAUAACAGCAACUCGCCAAAGUGUGACAUUAUGCUUUCACCCACUGUUGGGUUUGACGGGGCGAAGGACAGGGUUUCUCCGUCCCCUACAACCUGCAGGACAGCAGCGGCUGUGCCCGUCUCAGGUAGCAGCUUACCUGUCCACAUCAGCGGGAUCCCUUUCCGCUCCUCCUUCGAUGAUGGGUCGUUUUCCGCCUUGGUUGAAGAAGCGAUGCGCUCGCCCUCUCCUGUGUCCUCCACCCGGGCUGGCAGCUCGCUGGCACCGGUGGGAGGUGGGAGGAAGGAGUCUCCCCGGAGCGACGGAGAGUUUUCCCCACACUCCCACUUCAGUGACUCGGAUGAAAUAGCGAUGGAGCUCCACUCAAGUGAAGAAGAUGACAUCUCAGAACUGAAGCUACGCGGCCACCAUCGCCACGCAGCUGCUUUCUAAAUGAUUCAAGAAUAAACUAUAUUAGAAGUUGACUGUAGCCUACAACAAAGUAAUGUCCGUGUAAACCGUGUCAAUCAUGCAGUGUAUCUGUUGCUAACAAAAUGCCGUUUUAAAAAGAUGGACAUUUUUAUUUGCUUUUUCAAAACAGUCCAUUUUUAACAAUAAUCCUAUAUUAUCACCUUGUGACAUAGUCUAAAGAUUAUUUUUUUUGUGUGAGAUAGGCCUGAUUUGGUUCUGCCAAUAGAUGUAUAGCCUAUAAUUUCCAGUUUCCAUGGAGAUGUGGCUGGAAGACCCCUCUGCCAUGUCGCACGCAGCACUGCCAUGGGUAUUUCCCACGUCACUCCGACCAAAAAGCUGUCUUCCACAAAAUCAUAAUUUUAUGGAUAAUUGCUUAUAUUUGAUAAUGUAAAAAAACUCUUCUUUUUGUAGCUACAAUAUUUGUUGUGUUUUUAUUUUUUAAUUUGUAUGUAGGCCUAAUGUCUUUUGUUUUGCAACUUCAAAAGUUCAUAAUGUGCACUUUAAAAAAACACACGAGCCAGAGGCUUGAGAGAUGAGACUUUUUUUUUUUUUUUCAAACCAUAAACAACAUUGUUUUUGCUUUGUUUGCUAGUGUAGUACUGCCAAUUCCAUACCGAUAGCCUAUUUAAUGUAGCCAUCAUUGCUGCCUUCCUUUUUGUAUUUUCUUUUGUAUCUUCAGUGUGUCUUUUGCUUUCACUGGAUGAGAUUAAUUGACAUGUAUUUAUUACUGAUAUGUUUCAUUUGAUUUUGCAUUUUGUAAACUCCAUAGUUGAAUUUGCUGGAAACAAAAAAAAGCUAUAAUUUUUGCCAUUUAUUAUGUUAAUUUG